Messenger RNA from Microthlaspi erraticum, 612 nucleotides. The record is from the annotation of a GenBank genome assembly. Lineage: Eukaryota; Viridiplantae; Streptophyta; Magnoliopsida; Brassicales; Brassicaceae.
AUGGGUAACACCGACAAGCUGAUGAACCAAAUCUUCGAUCUGAAGUUUACGUCCAAGUCUCUGCAGAGGCAAGCGAGGAAGUGCGAGAAAGAGGAGAAGUCAGAGAAGCUAAAGGUGAAGAAAGCCAUUGAGAAAGGGAACAUGGAUGGUGCUCGGAUCUACGCCGAGAACGCCAUCCGCAAGCGCAGCGAGCAGAUGAACUACCUCCGUCUCUCAUCUCGCCUGGACGCUGUUGUCGCUCGGCUCGAUACUCAGGCCAAAAUGGCCACCAUCACCAAAUCCAUGACUAACAUCGUUAAAUCUCUCGAAUCAUCCCUCGCCACCGGCAACUUACAGAAGAUGUCAGAGACAAUGGAUUCGUUUGAGAAACAGUUUGUGAACAUGGAAGUCCAAGCUGAGUUCAUGGAGAACGCAAUGGCUGGCUCUACUUCAUUGUCCACUCCGGAAGGAGAAGUCAACAGCUUGAUGCAGCAAGUUGCAGAUGAUUAUGGUCUUGAAGUCUCUGUUGGGCUGCCUCAGCCUGCUGGUCAUGCCAUUCCUACCAAGACCGAGGAGAAAGUUGAAGAGGACGAUUUGUCAAGGAGACUCGCUGAGCUUAAAGCCAGAGGAUGA